AUGGCUUCCAACGUCUUCAGACCUCUCCCAGUGCAGGUUUCACUGGAGAAGCCUCGCUCUCCACGGCCACUGUUUGCCAUCUUCUCCUCUCAGGCAAUUGCGUCCCCUCUCUUCAGCUCUCGGAAACCCCUCCGUUCUUCUGGGGUCUUCGCCCUGUCGAGAACCCAGGAGCAAGAGCCUUCUUCCUCGUCCUCUGCUGGGCCAUCACCGCCGGCGAGCAGAGAGGAGGCCGUUCGCCAGGCCAAGACCUGCCUCUCCACCACCCUCCAGAAGCCCCUCAACAACAUCGUUCCCCUCCCCAGCAAGAAGCUGAAAAGACAGAAACAGCCCAAGUUCCGCGUUGAGAUACCCGUCGCCGACGGCUCGCCGGAUUCGCUUGCCCAGCUCGCCUUCGAGGUCUUCUCCGAACUACCCAUCAAGCGGAAAGGCGCAAGACCUGCAAUUCUGAUGGUCUGGCCCGACUCCGAGACGGCGGAACGUGGGCGCCGAGCUUUCGCCGCCUCCGACGAGUCCAGGGGGCCGGCCUUUGAGAACUUGGCGCUGGGUAAUGUCAGCUCUGGGGAUUGGAGUUCUGCUGAUAUGGGGGUGUUCGUCGCGUCGGAGGCCGCCAUGGUUGAGCGUGUGAGGAGUCUCAGUGACUGUCUCUACCCCAAGCCCGUCGUUCUGUUCAACCCCAACUGGGGAUUCGAGGAGGAGAACAGUUUUGAUCCGGCAAUGGGGGCCUUUGCUGGGUCCUUCGAGGUGGUCUAUUCCUUCAUCGGAUUGGAGGCGAAGGGGCUUCUCAGUAAGAGGAACGCCGUGGUGUUCAGGUGCGUGAAGGACGGCAUCUUCAGUGGAGAAGCGUGGACGGUGCUGGUGGAGGACGAGACGAACAAGGGUGAGCUGAAGGUGGUCACGAGAUUCCGGAAGCGGCCAUCAAUGGCGGAGGUGGAGAACGUCCUCUAUAACCUCAUGGCCGCAAAUUCGCCCGUCACGAAGUCUGUCAAGUUCCUGAAGGAUCUGGUUUCGAACGUGACUGGGGGAAGAGGAGGAAAGUAG
Messenger RNA from Spirodela intermedia, 1038 nucleotides. The record is from the annotation of a GenBank genome assembly. Lineage: Eukaryota; Viridiplantae; Streptophyta; Magnoliopsida; Alismatales; Araceae.